AAGAGGGGUGCAGCCUGCAGGAUAAGGAACAGUCACCAGAAAGUUUCCUGGUCAGCUGCAAGCGCUUCCUGUUGUUUCAGGAGAGUUUGCUCUGUGCUGCUCCAGGAGGGAGGCAUCACGCAUGCUUUGGAACAGUGCCUGAAGCAGGUCCACCAUGCCGUUAGUAACGAGGAACAUUGAGCCAAGGCACCUGUGCCGUCAGACGUUGCCUAGCGUUCGAAGCGAGCUGGAAUGCAUGACCAACAUCACCCUGGCAAAUGUCAUUCGACAGCUGGGCAGCCUGAGUAAAUUUGCAGAAGACAUAUUUGGAGAGCUGUUUACUCAAGCCAACACCUUUGCCUCUCGGGUGAGCGUUCUAGUCGAAAGAGUUGACCGCUUGCAAGUCAAAGUCACUCAGCUGGAUCCCAAAGAGGAGGAAGUCUCCCUGCAAGGCAUUAACACCAGGAAGGCCUUCAAAAGCUCCACUACUCAGGACCAGAAGCUCUUCGACAGAGACUCUCUGCCGGUGCCUGUCCUUGAAACCUAUAGGACCUGCAAUACUCCUCCACCUCUCAACAUUCUCUCACCUUACAGGGAUGAUGGCAAAGAGGCACUUAAAUUCUACACAGAUCCUUCAUACUUCUUUGACCUUUGGAAAGAGAAAAUGCUUCAGGACACGAAGGAUAUUAUGAAAGAGAAGCGGAAACACAGGAAAGAGAAAAAGGAGAAUCCAAACCGAGGAAAUGUGAAUCCCCGGAAAAUCAAAACCCGGAAAGAAGAGUGGGAGAAGCUGAAAAUGGGACAAGAAUUUGUUGAGUCAAAGGACAAACACGGUCCUGCUGGGUACCCCUCUAACAUGGUGUAUCAGAACGGCAGCAUCGGUUCGAACGAAAGCAUGGAGGUGAACUGCUACCCGCCGCCGCCGCAGACUGACUCUAUUGUGCCACCACCUCCUUCGUUCCCAGAUGACAGCCUGCCUCCACCCCCGGUGGAAUUUAGCUAUCCUGUAGACAACCAAAGAGGUUCUGGCUCUGGAGGGACCAAACGAUCCAGCCUGGUUAGCCCAAGUCACCCACCACCUGCUCCUCCCAUCGGAUCCCCCUCAGCAGCCAGGCCAGGCUUUGCUCCCCCUCCGGCGCCACCUCCGCCACCGCCGCUGAUGGGCAGCGCUCCCCCUCCACCACCUCCCAUGGGCUUCCCAUCCCCGGGAACCCCACCACCUCCCUCGCCUCCCUCCUUCCCUCCUCACCCCGAGUUUGCUGCCCCACCGCCACCGCCGCCCCCUCCAGCAGUCGAAUAUGCCAGCGUGCUCCCACCUCCGCUGCCGCAGCCAGGCAGUGGGAGCGCGCCGCCGCCUCCUCCACCGCCACCGCCUCCUGGCCCACCACCGCUGUCUUCCAGUGGCCUGGAUGGUCCCCCACCCCCUCCUCCACCCUCAGACACCUCCACUUCCAAGCCCAAGUCAUCCUUGCCUGCUGUUAGCGAUGCCAGGAGCGAUCUACUUUCAGCUAUUCGUCAAGGCUUCCAGCUCCGCAAGGUGGAGGAGCAGCGGGAACAGGAGAAGCGGGACGUUGUGGGCAAUGAUGUGGCAACGAUCCUGUCACGCCGCAUCGCUGUGGAGUACAGCGACUCUGAGGACGACUCUUCGGAGUUUGAUGAGGACGAAUGGUCGGAUUAACUACGGUCCCAUCCCCUUCUUCCCCUUCUCUCUCGGGUUAACGUCUUCUUAAAGAAUCAGGUGGCCAAACCUUCCUUUGACAUCCCGUAACCAAAGAUGUGCCAAGGGUUUUUAGACAACCAGCAGCAUAUCUCCCCUCUCCCUCCCCCUCCGGCUUUGGCAGGACUUUGUGCUCUGCCUUUCCGAAAGGUCUCCUCGUGGAUGCUGAGGAUGCUGUGUUGGGAUUUAGCUGGAGGGGGUGUAACGGUUGCUUAUUUAAGAGAGCUAAACCUCCAGAUUCUCGAUGCCACCAGACAGAGCACACAUAAACCCUCCAUCCUGAGGGAUUUUUAAAGUAAAGAUGGAUGAUCCUGUUGCAGCCGCGUGGCCUUUCAGAUGAAGGACAUUUUCAGCUAGUUUUCUCAUUGCAACAGCAGACAGCUGAUCUGAUGGCUCUUCCUUUCCAGUGAAUACUGGUAGCGCUGCAAGAAAAUGGGCUUUAAAUGUCUGUUCUCUGCUGCAUCCCACAGUCAAAUAAUCAGGUUUUGGCAACAGUGCACAAUUCUUUCCCUUCCGACCCCCUAGUAUUAUUUCCAGACGACCCUAUGUGGGGUGUGCUUCCCAGCUCUAGGGCUGCGGAGCGCGCUGGGUGCAAUGCAAGGAAGGACUCCUCAAAUCUCCUGGACUGCUUUGCCAAGUCUGCCGAAGGAGACUCGCACAAAGGGAUGCAAAGCCAGGGCAGAACGGUUGCUUGGUUUCCUGCUUGAGGGAGAGCAGAGCCGCUGCCCCAUUGAGACACAUCUGUGUGGUCAGCACUGAGCGGUGGUGGAACUCCGCUUUGCUGAUUUCUCUGAUUCAUGCUGAGAGUGUGUUUAAAAAAAAAAAAAGAAAAAAAAUAAGUGCCGAGAGCAGGGAGGGGUUCUCUGAACACCAGGCACUUUGAUCUUCUUUGUCCUGCUCAGGGCAGCGCUGCCAUUGGUUUGAAGAGGUGCUUUUCCUAGCAGGGUGACCAUAAGUUUUACACUGGGACCCAAGUAGGAGAAAAUGCUGGUAUUAUCUUUGCUUCCUCCUCUCUCCCACUUACGGAGGGGAGUUAGUGUGCCUAGAAUCAUAGAAUUGAUUGGUUGGAAAAGACCUUUGAGAUCAUCAAGUCCAACCGUACCUAUCCACUACUAAACCAGGUCCCUAGCGCCUCAUCUACCUGUCUUUUAAACCCCUCCAGGGAUGGGGACUCAACUACCUCCCUGGGCAUCCCCUUCCAGUGCCGAUAACCCUUUUGGUGAAGAAAUCUUUCCUGAUGUCUAAUCCAAACCUCCCCUGAUGCAACCUGAGGCCAUUUCCUCUUGUCUUAUUGCCUGGCACUUGGUUGAAGAGACCCAACUCGCCACAGCCUCCUUUCAGGGAAUUGUAGGCAGCGAUGAGGUCUCCCCUCAGCCUCCUUUUCUCCAGGCUAAACAGUCCCAGGUCCCUCGCCCACUUCUCACAAGGCUUGUUCUCCAGCCCCCUCACCUUCACCUAGAAACAUCUAAUGCGUGAACCAAGUUGCCCAUUGGUUGUGUCAGUCCUAACUUACGUUGUUUCCUAUAAUUUUAUUAUUAUAAUUCAGUAGUUCAUUUUAAGAAAAGGUUUCUUCUCCUCAUUAACCCUACGAAUUCCCAGGCUGCUCACUACACGUGCAGUACUGGCAGGAGGAGAACAUGGUGAAUUUGAACAAGCUGGCCUAGGUUUUCUUGCUCUUUUUAUAUUGCCUUACGUAGAACCUAGCUUGGAAAUCUAGAGACAAACACCUCUGGUGCUACGGAUGUGCUUGGGGUAUUUUAAUUUGGAUGUGACUCUCAGUCAGGGUCACGGAAGAAAGCAAUUCCAAUGCCUUUUGGAGAUCCCGGGUCCAACUGUUGUGGGGUGAGACCCCACAUGUCCCAUUAAGACCAAGUCUCCAACCUCUUUGCCUUUCCUAUGUGAAGUAUUUUUCUAGCCUGUGCCUGUUCUGUCUUCCCUGCCCUGCCUCGUUUUAAUGAUGUUGCUGAUACCUGGAACACCAGGCCCCCAGCCCGAGGCUGCCAGGUUGCUGAAAAUCCUUCUUGGGGUUUGAUCGAUGGCUUCAGUUUGUGCCACUGAGUUCUUACUGAUUUCUUGUGUGUGUGCGCGUGCAUUUUAAUCUUUGAAAGAGCAGAUAAGGGCCUGAAGGACGGGCUUUUCUAGGGUGCGGAUCAAGCUGAGAUCCAGCACGACCCUGAGCACAAUCAAGAGGGAUUUACUGGACCGCUACACCAUCAGAUUUUUGUCUGCAAAUCAGCUGCUAGGCAGGAUGCAAAGGGCGUAGACGGUGAGGCAUCCCAGUGGGCUGGGAACAUCUGAGCAGCGCUAGUUCCAGGUUCUGGAAGAGGGAACAAACCCCUCGAGUGCCAGUGAGCCAUCCUGCAGUGGAGGGACUUGGAAAUGCAAACUGAUUAUUGCUGCAAGCUGGGUAAGGGGGGUUAGAGGAGAAUCGCUGCCUCUUGUUUUUCUGCUCUUUCUGUAAGCAUCCUCCUCUGGCUUCUCUCGGAGACAGGUUCCUAGGGAAAACGGACCUUUAAGCUAACCCAGGCUGACAGCAUUAUCACACAGGGAAGCGAGGAGCUCGCAAAUGCCAAACCUGGGUUAAUUUUAAAUUGCCUUAACUAGACUUGGCCCCUGUUGGGAAAGGGGAGCGAGUAUUGCUGUCGUGUGAAAUACAGAAAGUGCCAUAUUCUCUGCGACCCAGAUGGAUGGUCUGUCAGGCAGGGCUGCGCCUCGGGCCGUUGGGGACACGGUUGCGUUGCCUGUUGCACAAGGAUGCUGUGUGGGCGAUCCGGCAUGGCCGCGGGUGGAGUUGGUUCCUCCGACUGCCUCGCCUGCUUGCAAGGCCCCUCCUGGCAGCAGGAGAGACUCCGCUUUGUCCGUGCAAGCCUGCUGGAACCACCCCCAGCUUUCAAACUCGCAUCUCGAGGUGGGAAUCAAAACUGCUGGCUUCUAAACAGAAGGGUUGUGGACAGGUAGAGAAGAUCGGUUGGGUUUUUAGAUCUCUUUGGUUGCAGAAAGAAGCGGCCUGAACUGAGCGUGGAGAUCCCUGAGAAAUAACUGGUGUAAAGUGACUGUCUUUGAGUGUCAUUGCAAAACAGCAGAGCACUGGGCCACCAAGUAAGCUUAAUAUUUCUUAAACCAGUAGGGGAAGAGGAGAGGUGCCAAGAACAACCUUUGCAAGACAGCGCAGCUGUGCUUGUAACUGCAGGGCCGCUGCCCCACGUAGAGCGAGGGCCCGCGCUGGGCUCCCUUGCCACCUUUGUCAUUCUGUGUUCACUUACUCUUUCCUCCCCUCUUUCUGCAUAAGAGUGGAUCGAACGGGCGAACCUCAAGCAUUUCACAGCACCAAAAGCGAGAGCUGACAGCUGGGAUCCUCCCCAUCUUUCCAUUUCAGCCCAACCCGUGUCCAUAAGGAGACACGGAGCCAGAGCAGCCAUUUCGCCUAUCCUGGGAGCCGUUCGCUCGGGGCAUGCUCGCUCCGUCUCCGCACACGGCGAGUUGGGGCAGGCCAACGCUGCCUUCCCCUUCCCAGUGCCACGCUCCUGGUUAAACAUUCUCCCGGUGUCCUCGCCCGCAGUGCUUGGCUGCUGCUCCCAGCAGCCUCUCCCCCGCCGCCCCCCUUCCCACGCUCACAGGGAAAGCCUCGUCCCGGCUCCCCGGGCUCAGCUUGGAGCCUCAUCCGCAGUCGGUGACCUUCACUGCUUUCUCCUCUCCUUAUCAGACCCAAAGCACCAGACCAGAUCGAGGAAAGGGGUUCCUGGAGGUCCCAGAUGACCGAGAAACCAUGCGAGGCGGCGUUUCAGGGAAAGGAUGUAUUUUUUUUUUUUCAGUUGCUAAACUUAUUUAACGUGCCUUUUUGGAAAGUACCUGCCCUUGGUGGGCUCCGGAGGGGAGCAGGCGGCAGGGCCCCGUGUGGGGCAGAUGCCGCUGCCCCCACUCAGGUUUCAUUGCUGUUGGGUUUCGGGGAGGUGCUUUCUUCUCUUCCUUUGUAAACAAAGCCUUGAAGUGGGAAGUGGAUGCAAUGUUUUUAUUACUGUAUUAACAUUCAUUUUAAUUCAUUUCAGAAACUAACCCAUUUUUCUUCUUGAUUAGAAUGUCAUAGAAUUAGACGAGCUGUAACCCUCCUGAAGUGCCUUAUUUUCCUACAUGAUAUAAAUAUAUUUAUAAGAGUAAUUAUUCCACUUGUAUCUUAGGGGUUUAUUGCUGAGCAGAAGAUUUGGUGGGAGGAGAGAUGGGAAGCGCCCUCGAAGGACCCAGCCAGGCUGGGGGUCAGAAGGGCGAUGUUUGACUGAUUCUCUCAGGGUGCAGGGGGUUACUCACUUCAGACCAAAGGAGUUUCAGUGCUGAAACUCUGCUUAGAAAAGAGGCAGGAGCGGGGAAAACAGCCUCACGAGCAAAAAUACUGUAGGCUUGUGCGGUUUCCUUACCCCUGCAAAAAUAAACACUGAGGGCCAGACUCUGCCGCCUCAUGCACACGGGGGCAGCGGGUGUAAAGCGCUGCCGCAGGGGAAGCGGAGCCUGGGCCGUGUCCAUACCUGCGCAUCCCUGCUGCUCUCCCGUGUCGUGCCUGUCUGUGCUUUUCCCUGUCGGUUGCUGUGUAAGCCAGGCUUUCCUGCUGCUUUUUUUUUUUUUGUAUAAUCAGCUCAGUAACCCCUGGAUGAAGAUCCCAAUUGCAAAUUUUUUUGUAAUGUACAUGUAAAAAAACAAAAAAAAAAAAAGAAUAAUUUUUUUUGAUCCUUUUUUAAAACUGUAAACUUGAUAAAACCUUUCUAUCCA
Cuculus canorus (common cuckoo) is the source of this 6454-nucleotide messenger RNA. It is a transcript of the gene WASF2, whose product is annotated as WASP family member 2. NCBI's taxonomy places the organism in Eukaryota, Metazoa, Chordata, Aves, Cuculiformes, Cuculidae. Gene Ontology annotation, molecular function: protein kinase A regulatory subunit binding; Arp2/3 complex binding; actin binding. Gene Ontology annotation, biological process: positive regulation of Arp2/3 complex-mediated actin nucleation; actin cytoskeleton organization. The record is from RefSeq and is a predicted model, not a curated record. The coding region runs from base 155 to 1657 and encodes 500 amino acids. Gene Ontology annotation, cellular component: cytoskeleton. The transcript is spliced from 9 exons.